AUGUGUGCAGUGGGCUUGCGCAGUUCGAAAACAGGACGGGGCGCAGGCCGUGCAAUUGGGCUUGUCACGCUGCUGUCCUGCGCUGCUGCCGAGCUCGGACAAUACUGCUUUUGUGGCGAAAGUCUGAUGGGAUACCCAGGCUCGUGUCGGUUUGCGACAAGCUCUGGGAAUAGAGAUCUUGGUGCUGAGAACCGGCAGUUUGCGAGACCCAAGAAAAGGGAGCUUGAGCCAUUUGCUUUCGAAGCUGACUUGGGAGACCACUGCGAGACCCCAGGCAUUGCUUACCGGCACAUCACGCCUCUGCUCCGAGAAAUUGCCACUGCAAAGUUUCCAGACCAGCACUGGAGGGUGGCAUCUAAGCAUCUGCAGAUCUACGACCCAUACUACUGCCAGGGCGGCGUCAAGCAGCGCCUUGCACGGCUGGGUUUCGAAAGUGUAUACAACGAGAAUGAGGAUUUCUAUAGGGUCUGUGAAGAGCAGCACGUUCCAAAGUUUGACGUGCUUGUGACUAACCCGCCCUUUUCAGCAGAGAAGCACUUCUCUUUCAUCUUGGAGUUCGUGGUCAAGACUGAAAGGCCCUGGUUCUUAAUCCUGCCGGUGAAAGAGAUCUUCCGAGAUCUCUUCGUGCAGACCACGCGGACACUGCCAUCCACCCUGCAACCGUUCUUUCUCGCUCCUCCGAAGAAGUACAACUUCAAGACUCCGUCGCCGUUGCCACCUCCACCCACCCAAAAUCGUGCCAAGGCCAGAUCCAGGAGUCGACUCACGCACACUUUGUGGGUCGCACAUGGAGGGACUGAGUCGCUCCACAAGCUUCUCCUCAAGGCUGCACAAGACAGCCUCUGCACGGUGGCCGAGCGGCCAGGCGAGCUGCCGAAGGAGGGCCUGCCUGGAGACCCCACCGAGGAGAUGCGCCGGAACAUAGAGGCGGCCUUCGCCGUGUGA
Symbiodinium sp. CCMP2592 is the source of this 945-nucleotide messenger RNA. The record is from the annotation of a GenBank genome assembly. NCBI's taxonomy places the organism in Eukaryota, Dinophyceae, Suessiales, Symbiodiniaceae.